This is a messenger RNA of Lagopus leucura (white-tailed ptarmigan), 5744 nucleotides long. It is a transcript of the gene WDR11, whose product is annotated as WD repeat domain 11. Gene Ontology annotation, cellular component: cytoplasm. Bases 70 to 3747 code for a protein of 1225 amino acids. Gene Ontology annotation, molecular function: protein binding. The transcript is spliced from 29 exons. The record is from RefSeq and is a predicted model, not a curated record. NCBI's taxonomy places the organism in Eukaryota, Metazoa, Chordata, Aves, Galliformes, Phasianidae.
GGCGGCGGGUCGGGCCGCGGUCGGUAGGCUGUCGGCAGCGGGGCUGGGAUCGGUGCUGCCCGAUUCGCCAUGCAGCCCUUCACAGUGAACAUCAAGCUGUCGGCGCGGACGCUGACGGGCGCCCUCAGCGCGUCCAACCGGGGGGCGGCGGAUUGGGGCUGGCAGGGUCUGAUUGCAUACGGAUGCCAUUCCCUCGUGCUGGUGGUGGAUGCCAAUACUGCCCAGACCUUGCAGGUUCUGGAAAGGCACAAAGCAAAUGUUGUCAAGGUUAAAUGGGCUAAAGAAAAUUAUCAUCACAAUAUUGGCUCUCCAUAUUCUUUACGUUUAGCUUCUGCUGAUGCUACUGGUAAAAUAAUUGUGUGGGAUGUGGCAACAGGAACAGCUUGCUGUGAAAUACAAGAACAUGCAAAACCAAUACAAGACAUGCAGUGGUUGUGGAAUCAGGAUGCUUCUAGAGAUUUACUGCUUGCAGUUCACCCACCUAACUAUAUUGUGCUGUGGAAUGCAGACACGGGCACCAAACUUUGGAAGAAAAGUUAUGCAGAAAAUAUUCUGUCUUUUUCAUUUGACCCAUUUGAUCCAUCCCACUUAGCACUGCUUACCAGUGAAGGGAUAGUGUUCAUCUCUGACUUCUCUCCUUCCAAAGCUCCUGCCAGCUCAGGGAAGAAGGUUUACAUCUCCAGUCCCCAUUCCAGUCCUUCUCAUAGGCUGGCUGCUACUACAGGGGCCAAGAAGGCCCUUGAUAAAGUAAAAAUCUUAAUCAGUAAUGAAAAACCAAGUGCUGAAUCUGUGACACUCAAUGACUGCCUUCAGUUAUCCUACUUGCCUUCCAAAAGGAACUACAUGUUGUUACUCUAUCCCAGAGAAAUUCUGAUUCUUGACUUGGAAGUGAAUCAGACAGUGGGUGUGAUUGCAAUUGAAAGAACAGGUGUGCCUUUCCUACAGGUAAUUCCUUGUUUUCAGCGCGAUGGCUUAUUUUGCCUACAUGAAAAUGGUUGUAUAACUUUGAGAGUUCGCAGAUCUAACUGCUCUGCAACUGGAAUUCCAAAUGAAGAGCCAGAUCCAGACCCAGUUCAGGAGCUGGUUUAUGAUUUAAGAAGUCAAUGUGAUGCAAUUAGGGUAACAAAAACAGUUCGGCCAUUCAGUAUGGUGUGCUGCCCAGUGAAUGAGAAUUCUGCAGCUCUCAUUGUCAGUGAUGGCAGGGUAAUGAUCUGGGAGUUAAAAUCCAGUAUUGCCAGCAAAAAUCUGCGUAACAGCAGUUCAAGUGCAUCACCUUUGUAUUCCCCAGUCUCAUUCUGUGGAAUUCCUGUAGGAGCAUUCCAAAAUAAACUUCCUGACCUGUCAUUAGACAACAUGAUAGCAGGGCAGGGUACAGUUGCUGGAGAAGAGCAAUUGAAAAGUUCUUUUCUGCAAGAAGUUCAUCUCAAAUUCCUGCUGACUGGACUUCUUUCAGGCCUUCCUUUGCCUCCAUUUGCUAUCCGCAUGUGCCCACCUCUUACAACAAAAAACAUUAAGCAGUAUGAGCCACUCCUUGCUGUUGGUACAAGUAAUGGCUCUGUCCUGGUGUUUCACCUUACAAGUGGACUAUUACACAAAGAGUUGAGCAUCCAUUCCUGCGAAGUCAAGGGAAUAGAAUGGAUCAGCUUGUCUGGUUUUAUUUCCUUUGCCACAUCAACACCUAACAACUUAGGGCUGGUAAGAAACGAGCUGCAGCUGGUGGACCUGCCAACAGGCAGGAGCAUUCCAUUUCGUGGGGAGAGAGGCAAUGAUGAGCCAGCUAUUGAAAUGAUAAAGGUGUCUCAUUUGAAGCAGUAUCUAGCUGUGGUAUUUAAAGACAAGCCACUGGAAAUAUGGGAUGUCAGAACUUGCACUCUGCUCAGAGAAAUGUCUAAAAACUUUCCUGCAGUGACUGCUCUGGAGUGGUCACCUUCUCAUAACCUGAAAAGCCUGAGGAAGAAGCAGCUUGCAGCCCGCGAGGCCAUGGCCCGGCAGACAGUUGCAUCAGAUACUGAAGUGAGCAGCGUCGAAUCUUCUGUUAUCAGCUUGUUACAGGAAGCCGAAAGUAAAUCUGAGCUGAGCCAGAACAUUUCUGCCAGGGAGCACUUUGUAUUUACAGAUGCUGAUGGGCAGGUCUAUCAUCUCACAGUAGAAGGAAACUCAGUGAAAGAUAGUGCAAGAAUUCCUCCUGAUGGAAGUAUGGGUAGCAUUACAUGUAUUGCCUGGAAAGGGGAUACCCUGGUUCUUGGAGAUGUUGAUGGAAACUUAAACUUCUGGGAUUUGAAAGCCAGAGUAUCCAGGGGGAUUCCUACACACCGAAGCUGGGUGAAAAAGAUACGUUUUGCCCCAGGGAAAGGAAAUCAAAAACUUAUUGCUAUGUACAAUGAUGGAGCAGAAGUUUGGGAUUCAAAAGAGGUACAGAUGGUGAGCAGUUUAAGAAGCGGAAGAAACGUGAAUUACCGAAUCCUGGAUGUAGACUGGUGCACUUCAGACAAAGUGAUCCUGGCAUCAGAUGAUGGGUGCAUUAGAGUUCUGGAGAUGUCCAUGAAACCAUCAUGUUUUAGAAUGGAUGAACAAGACUUAUUAGAACCUGCAUGGUGUCCCUAUCUACUUGUUCCAAGGGCUUCUUUAGCUUUAAAAGCAUUCUUGUUGCAUCAGCCGUGGAAUGAAAAAUAUUCUCUGGAUGUUAUGAACAUCGAUUAUCCAGAGGAUGAAAACAUCAAAAAUCUGAUUCAAGAGCAGCUGAAUUCACUGUCAAAUGACAUCAAGAAACUUCUGCUUGAUCCAGAGUUUACUCUUUUGCAGAGAUGUCUCCUAAUUGCCAGACUGUAUGGAGAUGAGUCUGAACUGCAUUUCUGGACCAUUGCUGCCCACUAUUUGCACAGUUUAUCCCAGGAAAAACCUGCAAAACCAACAGAUGCAGUUAUCCUUCAAGAACAGCUGGUUAAUCCAUUGGAUAUAUGCUAUGACAUACUAUGUGAAAGUCAUUACUUUCAGAAAUUUCAGCUCGAAAGGGUAAAUCUCCAGGAGGUGAAGAGAUCAACGUACGAUCAUACCAGGAAAUGUGCUGACCAGCUUCUUCUCUUGGGCCAGACUGACAGAGCAGUACAGCUGCUGUUAGAAACAAGUUCAGAGAAUGCACAUUACUACUGUGAUUCACUCAAAGCUUGCUUGGUAACAACUGUCACAUCAUCAGGUCCAUCUCAAAGCACCAUCAAGCUGGUAGCAACCAACAUGAUAGCUAAUGGAAAGCUCUCAGAGGGUGUUCAGUUACUGUGUCUGAUAGAUAAGGCUGCUGAUGCUUGUCGCUACUUGCAAACUUAUGGUGAAUGGAAUCGUGCAGCAUGGCUUGCAAAGGUUCGCUUGAACUCAGAGGAGUGUGCUGAUGUGUUAAAGCGUUGGGUGGAUCACCUUUGCUCUCCACAAAUCAACCAGAAGUCCAAAGCCAUUCUUGUCCUUUUGUCACUUGGUUGCUUUACAAAAGUUGCAGAGAUGUUGCACAGUAUGAGAUACUUUGAUAGAGCGGCUUUAUUUGUUGAAGCUUGUCUGAAGUACGGGGCAUUUGAAAUCAAUGAUGAUACAAAUAAACUGAUCCAUGCUGUCUAUGCAGAUUAUGCCAAAGGCUUGAAGCUCCUGGGCUUUAGGCAAGGAGCUAUUUUCUUUGCCUCAAAAGCAGGAGAAGCUGGUAAAGAUUUAUUGGUUGAGCUCAAACAGCCUAAAGGGGAAGCGAUGGAAGUGACAGAAGAGUAGCAAUUCUGUAUUUACUGCUAAGAGGAGUUCUUCUAUCAAACUGGAUUGUCCAUCAGAUUGAUAUUGCACUGUGUGAAAAUGCGCUUUCUCUUGAAUCGCUGUAAUAGCUCAUGUGUGAUUUGAGCAAAUAAUGUUAAAUGUGUGGGGAGGCAAAUUUAAGAACUGUUUUGUUUAUUCUUAAAUUGUCUUCAUUUUCAAGAGAGAAGGAAAAAAAGGCUAUGAUAAAAUUAUACAGGAAUAUUUUCAACUUUUUCAACUGUAGCGGAAAUCGAACGGAACAAAAUGCUGAAAGCGUUCUGUACCUGUGUGAGAGCCUGCUCCAUUUACUUCCAAAAAUCAAAGCUUUAUAGUUCUUCACUACUGUUGUAUUUAUAUGUAUAAAUGAUUCAAUCUGUACUAUAAAAAUAUGAAUUUAUGUAAAGAAUAAACACAGAUCACAAAACACACACAGAUCAUUCCUGGAAGGUUGUUUUCUCAAAUCCAAUUUUUCUCUUUAAAAUUACUGUUAUUUUACAUGAGUUCCCUUUGUUGUCUUUUUCACACCAGGAUGGAAUGAAAUCUAACAGAUUUAUUUACGAAAGAUUCCAAACAUUCCAGAAACCUAUGACAUGUCUUCUUUUUCCAUUAAGAUCUUGUUAUAUUUGGUGUCAUUCAUAAUUGAGCACUGCCUGCACUCCUUAGGGACUAAAUUCUGCCUUGUCUUGACUGUUUAAUGGGAUCAAAGGAUGGGAAAAUUAUCCUACCUCAAAAAGCAGUAAGGUGGGCUCCUCAGAAUGUUCAGAAGGAUGCUAAUGCUCUCUCCACAGCUACUAUUCUGUAAGGUAUUUCAAUGUGUCGUGAAUCAAGAGGUGGAAAGAGCGUUGGAUGAAGCAAAAGGUGUUGGUUUUUUUUCAUUACUUUAUAUGAUAUCACAUCUUGUGGUCCAUAUACUUAGGGAUGCUACUGAAAGCAUCUCUCUUCAUUUUUUUGCCAGUAUUUCAGCAGGAUCAAAACAGCUUCCCACAGUAUUUUAGUGUUGAUGCAUUUGUUUUCAUUAUUGUUCCUCACAUUAGAAAUGUCUUUUCUAUUUAUUACUGUUUGACUGAGAGAUUUUGCAGCUGAAGAGUGGAUGCUAAUGUUAGACUGCAUUUGCAAAUGAAAGACUGUGGCAUGUGAAAAUAAGAGUUGGCUGAAAAGGCUAAUUAUUUAAAGGAAGUUGUUGGAGCUGCUGAAGUUCAGUAUGCAGCAGUGAGAAGAAUCAUAUCAUGUAAGAAGUUUCCCAUCUGAAUGUAAUUCAUGACUUUACUACUUAAUGUAGUUGUGUCUUUGACUCUUCUUAAGCUUGAAGAUUUGUAAAUGCAUAUUCCAUAUUCCUUCUUAGAGCAGCACUACCUUCAUUACCUCUCUUCAACUCUGGAAACCUUUUAAUUAAAAUCCAGCAUAGCAUUUCUGAGAACACACUGAUUUUGUACAAGUUGAAAAUGUUUUGUUGCUCUAAAAGUGAAUGUUUUAUAUAGAUAAUGUAUCUUAUGUAGGUUGUCCCAUAUCUUAUACACAUCAUUAAAGAUGUUCAGUGGCUUAUGAAUUAUACCUACAUACUUGCUUGGGAAAACAAGCAUACAAUGAAAUUUGCCUUAAGUAUUAGCUGGUGAGCAACAAAGUUAAGCAAAGUAAAAUGUCAUUAUCAGUGGGCUAAAUUCAGGCUGCCAUUGACUACAACAGCACUCCUGAGUUCCUUUGCUUGAUUUCAAUAGCAGUAGUGCAGGACAGGGACACCAGAGACUUAAUGUAAGCACACUCAGACUUUGGCAGAUUACACAGAAUGGUUUGUCACUGGGUCUCUGGCAAAGGCCUUUUGCUACUGAGUGUUUCUAUAUACUUUCAAGUGUGAAGGUGCAGAAUACCAUGUGCUUAUUCCCUCAUGAAACUUUUAUGAUGAAAAUACAGUGUAGAAGUGAUUUAAAAGUUUUCUUUAGAUAGAAAUGCAAUCACAGUAAUAAAAGAAAAAUCUUUCUAAA